UGUCAGAGUGAGCGCUCACUACUUUGCUAGGAUCUUUGUUUACAGAGCACAGAGAUCAACACGUGGAGCAGAGACGCCAUGUAAACUGUGUUUGUGUCUGUGAUGCUUGAGCCUUGGAAUUUGUCUGGACAAGGAGUGAAGAAACAUGGAGCACGAGGGAAAAAACAAACACUCAAAUCUGCUUCAACAGAUCUCGGCACCACUGAUGUUGUGGUGAGUCGAGUACUCGAGGUAACGGACCUGCCAGAGGGGAUUAAACGUCCAGAGGCUGAAAAGCUCUGCAACCAGCUGCCAAUGUGCUGUGCCAAGAUCCAGUGGCUGAAGGAGCCUCAGGGAGGUCGAGGAGGAGGCUGUGGCCCCUGUCCUGGUGUAGGGCCUGCUGGGCGGGGGUGCAAAGGGCGACGGCAACGACCCGGUUCAACUCUACACAGGAGUGGCAGUUUUCCCCAGCACCAUGGCUGCCCAGAGGGCUUCCUUCAAACUUAACAACAGCGGGGCCAGCCUCUUCAAACUGAGGGCCGCCAAAAAGAACUAUGACCUGUGUGUGCUGGAGAGAGCCAGUUCUCAGUGAAAGGAAAAGAGAGGGGGAGGAAAGAAAGAAAGAGACAGAAAGAAAGAAAGAAAGAAAGAGAGACUCUUGGUGGAGCGGUGGAAAGGGAAUGAGGACUGAGGCAGACUGCUCUUAGUGUAUAAUUUAAAAACAAAACAAAAAAAAGGACUUGAGUUAAAUGAUGUGUCAAAUGUAUAAAAGGGGAGAAGGUGUGAAGGUGUGAAUCAUGUCAAAUCAAUCAAAUAUGAUUUUGUUGUUUGUCUUUAUUCAUUGUUUUGGUUUUAUAUAGCAGAAGAGCACACAAGAGACGCGGGCAUUUGUUUCACUGUUACUGUUACUGUAAUGUGUGUUGCCAUGAUACAAAAACACAUGAAAUGAAAACAUUUAGGCCUUUUAUCCUUUACUCCUCCCCUCUUCAUCCCGCUCUCCUCUUUUCUACAUUUGUUUCCUUCUUACUGCCCUCUACCUCACUUCUUCAGUCCUCUCCCCUCUGUCCCACUCCACCCCGACAUCCCAUUGUUGUUGACCGCUGUGCAGAACGUAUCAGAAGAAGUAGAUAAAGUGCACAAUGAUUGCAUAUGUGUACUGUAAAUUUGAUUUAAUCUGUUAUCUUUUGUUUGUUUUUAAAAAUAUAAAAGUCCAGAAAAGAUCU
Molecule: messenger RNA, 1202 nt
Organism: Cottoperca gobio
Lineage: Eukaryota; Metazoa; Chordata; Actinopteri; Perciformes; Bovichtidae
Product: R3H domain-containing protein 2-like
Exons: 3
Coding region: 103-486 (127 amino acids)
Source: RefSeq, a predicted model, not a curated record